This is a messenger RNA of Teleopsis dalmanni, 6192 nucleotides long. RefSeq lists its product as uncharacterized. Gene Ontology annotation, biological process: DNA integration. The coding region runs from base 1 to 6192 and encodes 2063 amino acids. The record is from RefSeq and is a predicted model, not a curated record. The transcript has 5 exons. NCBI's taxonomy places the organism in Eukaryota, Metazoa, Arthropoda, Insecta, Diptera, Diopsidae. Gene Ontology annotation, molecular function: nucleic acid binding.
AUGGAUCGAAAAUCAAUAUCCACUUUAACUGACCAGCAGGAUUCAAUUGGUUCAGAGAUCGACAGAAUCAUUCGCAACUUCAAGAAGGACUCACCCAGCAGGAAAACACGUCAAUAUCUCGAAGAUCGUAAAACAACUUUAGAACAGUUAUUAGCUGACUUCAAGGCUAAUGAUGAGCAACUACAGCAAGCCGAUGUACUAGCAAGAACAUCGGAAUAUUUCACACAAGAUUACGGCAUGGUAAUCAUAAAUUUGGGUAACAAAUAUAUCACCACAAUAACUCAAGAGCUGGAAGCAUUACCCAUUAAGGCUCAACCAUCAACAAUAAAGGGGUUGGACCUUCAGAUAAAUAAUGAUGUUGAAGCUCCUGAAAUAGUAUUACCUACUGGUGGUCAAGAGAAUGAAAUUAUUCAGGCAUUAGUCAACAGACGAAAUGCAGUAUGUAAAUCAAUCAAUCGUCUCAUCCACAAUGUGAGACAAGAUAACCAGCAACAGGUACCACAAUAUUUUGCAGUAAAAUUAGCUACGCUUACCAAGUUAUGGGAUCAGGCUGAAGGUUUAAAUUUUACUAUUCAGGAACGGCAAGACAACCCUCCUGAUUGCAAUCAUUAUCUAGCACUGGAACAGUUGGUGCAAGAUACAAUGGUGGAAUGGACUAGUAAAUCGACCAAGAUUGAGACAUCAAUUAGGUCAACUUAUCAACCAUCAGCUACUUUGCCAACAAUAUCUCUUCCAAAAAUAUCAGACUCACAGAAACUCUGGUAUUUGAAAACCAAUAUUCAAGGCGAAGCUGAAGCACUCAUCAAGCAUUUGCAAAUAUCAGAUGCAAAUUAUGAGACGGCAUGGCAAUUACUACAAAGUAGAUAUGAGAAUAAAAGAGUUCUAGUAUCAGCAGUUUUGCAACGUUUGACAGCUCAAAACUCUUUAUAUGACCAUCCAACAGUCCAAGCCAUUAAAAAUAUGCAUGACACAACAAAGGAAAGUCUAUGUGAACCUCAUAAUUUAAAUAUUGAAACAUCAACUUGGGAUCCAAUUUUAGUUCACAUACUAUUAAAAAAGUUGGAUAAAAAUACACAUUGCAGUUUUGAACAAACUCUUACUAACCCAAGGGAGAUGCCCACAAUAAAACAAUUCUUAGAAUUUUUAGAAUUGAAAUUUCAGUCACUUGAGGCUAUAGGUCUACGAGACAAUGCAGUACAUAAACCCAACAAAAGGAUAGCCGUAACUAUGGUUUGUUCAGAUCUAUGUAAAAUUCAACGACAAAAACUAUGUGUGAAUUGUUUCAAAUCCGAUCAUAAAGCAAAGGUUUGUGAAGCUGGAUCAUGUAAAAAAUGUGCCAAGAAGCAUAACACUUUGCUUCAUUUAGAGCAACAGUCACCUAAACCUUCAAGGGCACCAGCAACAAACACAAAGUCAACCACAACAUUGAUCAACGCUAAUGAAUCGCCAUCCAUAACAGCAACAACUAAUGCAAAGUGUACUCGUAAUUACGUUCUGCUAGCCACUGCAAAGGUGCGCAUUAUUGCAAACAAUGGACGAACGUGUGAUGUUCGUGCCAUACUCGACUCAGGUUCUCAAGUGAACCUAGUAACCCAAAGAGUAAUCAACAAGUUAUCUUUAAUUACCACAAAUUCAAAUCUAUCGAUCGAAGGUAUUGGCCGUCAAUUCGGGAACUCAAAAUCUCGCGUAAAUGUUGAACUGCAGGCUACUAAUGGAAGCUUCAGGACGAGACUAGAGGCAUUUGUAUUGCCACAAAUAAUAUCAGCACAACCGUCACGAGACCUAGAUAUCUCGGAUUGGCAGAUCCCACAGAAUGUAGAAUUAGCAGACCCCAGCUUUAACAGAUCUGGAAGAAUUGACAUGCUGAUUGGUGCUGAAUUCUAUCAUACUCUACUUCAACCAGAACAAUUGAUAAUAGGAAAGAAUUCGCCACUGUUACAAAAUUCGGUUCUAGGUUGGUUGGUGGUUGGUAAGACUAAAACUACAACAGAUAUUAAACCAACAUGCGCUAUUACUACAGGAGAAGUUGGUGAAAUGUCAGAAAUGAUAGAACGAUUUUGGAAGUUAGAUAACAUUGAGACUGCAGAAAGGGUUUUGACUUUAUCUGAGAAAUGGUGUGAAAAUCACUUUACAAAUCAUGUAAAGACAAAUCACGAUGGUCGUUUCAUUGUACGCUUACCUUUCCGCGAUGAUCCCACAACACUUGGUAGAUCGCGUGAGAUAGCAUUCAAUCGAUUUUGUUCUCUGGAAAGGAAGUUACAAAGGGACCCAAAUUUAUACAAGGAGUACAUAAAGUUCAUGGAUGACUACGAGUCAUUAGGUCACAUGGAAAAAGUUUGCCCGGAAGAUGUCAAAGGAGCACAAUAUUUCAUUCCUCAUCAUUGUGUCUUGAAACCUGACAGCACUACAACCAAAUUGAGAGUUGUCUUUGAUGCAUCAGCAAAAACAUCAAGCGGUUUAGCACUAAACGAUAUUUUGCACAAAGGUCCAACAGUGCAAAGUGAUCUUUUUUCAAUACUGUUGCGUUUUAGAAUACACCGGUUUGUAUUUACGGCUGAUAUUGAGAAAAUGUACCGGCAAAUUCAAGUACAUAAUGAAGAUACAGCACAGCAGCUGAUAAUCUGGAGAAAAAGUGCUGAUGAUGGUAUACAAUAUUACCGACUGAAAACGGUUACAUAUGGAACGAAGUCAGCCCCUUAUCUUGCAACGAAAUGUCUUCAACACCUUGCGAAACAUAAUAUGACCAACUAUCCGCUUGGAGCACCUGCAUUACUUAAUGAUUUUUAUGAAGAUGACUGUUUAAGCGGAACUAACAGCAUCAUUACCGCCUUAGACACUCAACAACAACUUACGGAACUGCUCAGUAAAUCAGGAUUUAAACUGAGAAAAUGGUGCUCAAAUAAUACACGACUCCUACAAAACAUUCCGAUAGAAGACCAAGAAAUCAACCUUGAUUUAGAUAACUCAGCCAUAAAGCCAACAAAAACAUUAGGCAUUAUUUGGCUCCCGAAAUCAGACGAAUUUUGCGGUAAGGCAGAGAUGUCAUCAGAGCAACCUAUCACGAAGCGGAUUGUGGCAUCGGACUUAGCUCGAAUUUUUGAUCCUUUGGGAAUUUUUGGCCCCAUUACUGUAACAGCUAAAAUAUUCAUGCAGGAAUUGUGGCAACAAAACUAUUCCUGGGAUGCGGAACUGUUACCUCAGGCUCAGCUAGAAUGGAAGCGUUUUAGGAAUGACUUACAAACAUUGAAUACUGUGAAAGUACCCAGACAUAUUUUUAAUUCGACGGUUCCUUGUUCGAUUCAAUUACACGUGUUUACGGAUGCAUCAGAGAAGGCAUAUGGAGCAGCUAUGUACAUGCGAGCAAUAUAUAAUGAUAAGACAAUAACAUCGAGACUAUUGUGCGCCAAAUCUAGAAUAGCACCAUUAAAGAAACAGACAGUUCCACGACUAGAACUCUGCGCAGCAUUGCUGGGAGUCGAAUUAGCAGAAAGAGUUAAUCAAGAUUUAAAGUAUCAAAACGUGCCAACCUACUUUUGGUCCGAUUCCGAAAUUGUUUUGUCAUGGAUAAUAUCUUCAUCUGCCUCAUUGCACACAUUCGUAGCAAAUCGUAUUAGCAAAAUUCAAGAGAUGUCACAUGCUGAUCAAUGGCAUCAUGUGGCGUCAAAGGAUAAUCCUGCUGACAUCAUUUCCAGAGGAAUAAAAGUUAAAAUCAACGAAUUUUGGCAACAGCCAAACCCAAAGGCAUUUAACAUCUCAACUGAUAUCGAAAGACGACAAGGACAUACAGUUAACAUUAUCAUUCAAACGACUGGUUCUGAUCACAUGAUAAAUCAAAUUGAUCAUCGAUUCAGAUACCUCCAAAGAACAAUUGCUUAUGUUCGCCGUGUAUUUCAUCGCACACAAUCACCAACAAGAACACUUUCUCCAAAGGAAUUACGAGAUGCAUUAGUCUUCAUAAUUAAAACUAUUCAGGGCUCAGAAUUUGCAAAGGAAAUCUCUGAUUUAAAACAAUGUAAAGCAGUCAACAGUUCGAGUCAACUAAAUACUUUAGCACCGUUCAUUGACGAACAAGGUGUACUUCGUGUUGGAGGAAGGCUUGAAGCAUCAACAUUGCCAUAUGAUGCUAAACACCCAAUGGUAAUUCCUUACAAUCACUCAAUAGUGAAAUUGAUGUUCAAAAUGAAACAUGAAGAAAAUUUCCAUUGUGCUCCACAAUUAUUGCUAAGCAUAAUGAGACAAAACUUCUGGCCGAUUAAAGGAAAGAUUAUGGCGCGAAACAUUGUUCACAGCUGUGUCAUCUGUUCAAAGGCAAAACCAAAACUGAUCGACCAACUCAUGGGCAACUUACCGACUGACCGAGUUACUCUGACUAAACCAUUUUUUACCACAGGAGUUGAUUACUGUGGUCCGAUAUGGAUUCAUUAUAAAAUUAGAGGAAAAAGGCCAACAAAGGCAUAUUUAGCAGUAUUUUGCUGUUUCGCGACUAAGGCUGUUCACCUAGAAGUGGUGAGUGACCUGACAACAGAGGCAUUCAUAGCCGCUAUUCAACGUUUUAUCAGCAGAAGAGGAAGAUGCCAAACAAUUUAUAGUGACAAUGCGACUAACUUUGUUGGGGCGAGAAACCAACUACAAGAGCUCCAGUCUACCAUUUAUUCAGAAAAUGGUAAAGAAAAGAUCAUUAAGACCAGUAGUAACAAGGGAAUUGACUUCAAAUUCAUUCCACCAAGAGCUCCUCAUUUUGGAGGACUCUGGGAAGCUGCCGUCAAGUCAGCUAAACAUUUAAUGAUUAAAGGAAUUUUCAACGCUUCAUUGACUUAUGAAGAAUUGACAACAGUCAUAACUGAAAUAGAAGCCAUGUUAAAUUCAAGGCCGAUAACAAAAAUGUCAUCCGAUCCAAAUGAUCUAACAGCGCUUACACCAGAACACUUUCUCAUAGGCGAACCACCUACCACUAAUGUGGAUCCCUAUCAAAAGGAGAGCCGAAUGAGUUUAUCAUCACGAUGGCGUCUAGUUUCUGAACUCAAACAAGAAUUCUGGAGAAGAUGGUCAAAGGAAUAUCUCAAUGAACUCCAAUCAAGGGUGCAACAGGUGUAUGAAGGAGAAGAUGGAUUGGUCCGUGUAGCUGACAUAAAAGCAGCCAAUGGGAUUUUUAGACGACCAUUACGAUCAUUGGCCCCCCUACCCACUGAAGGCAGCAUUAAUCAAAAUCCAACAAAACAAAAUUCUACUGUCACACAAACAAGACGAACGAAUGAACCUAGUGAAGCGUUGCCAAAGCGUCGAAAGAUAUAUGAUGGCACAUCUUUAAUGAUGACCAUACUUGUGACAAUUUUGAUGAUGCCAUUAAUACUUUCGAAACCCAUUGAAGAAAUAUCAUUUCCAAACAAACCCGGAAUAUAUUUUGAAGGAAUUGGCACCGUAAAUCAAAUCAUUGGAAGAUGGAAAAUUAUCACUUACUUUGAGUUCGCGCCUAUUCGAAAGGAGAUCGAAAGGUUUCAAAAUGGCACAGCAGCACUUCAGCAAUUGUGCCCGUUGUUACAGCAACAAGAAAGCUGUUAUGAGCUCGUCCGCCAAUUCAAUAAUACUAACAUAGAAUUACGAACUGAAACGAAGGUUAUGACGAGACACCGAUCAUCCAGAGGAGCCAUCAAUAUAGUUGGAAAUACUGCUAACAAAUUAUUUGGUGUUUUAGAUUCAGAAUAUGCUGAAACGAUUUCUAAAACUCUAACUCAAAUCAACAAUAAUGAAGAUGUACUAUCAAAAAUGAUCAAAAAUCAGACUACAGUCAUGGACUCAACGCUAAAUAUAUUCAGCAAAACUACAGAAGCCAUUGCAGUUAAAAUGAAUCAACUACAAGAUGAGACAAACAAAAUAGUAGAUUACACUAAUCAUAAUACUAAACGUAUUAACCACCUAGAGAUCUAUACAUCACUGGUAACCCAACUUACAUGGAUGGCACACACAUUAAUAAAAAUUGAAGCUGCGAUAUUUGAUGUCUUAACUGAUACUCAACAUGGCAGAAUUAAUUCUCUUUUGAUGUCUCCACAACAACUUCAAGACCAAAUCAUGAAGAUCAAGGGCCAUUUACCUCAUUCACUUCGUCUUCCAUUUAAUCAAGAGGACGUUAUUCAUUUAUACACGUUGAUGUCUUCACAAAGUGGAAUCACACAAGAUCAUUUGAUAGUUGUCUAA